AUGGGAGGGGAGAAGAAGACGGCGGAGGAGACGGUGGAGGAGGAGCCACUCAGCCCAUGCUCACGGCUGUUCAACUCAACGGACUUUAACUGUGCCAUAAUCCUCUUAAUGGGAUGUAAAGUCAAAGGAAAUCCAUCUGCCAUUACCGAAGGCCUUAAACACACCCUCGUUAAUCACCCUCGCUUCUCCAGCAUUUUAGAUAUGAAGAAUGGGAAGAAAGGGAAACCGAGUUGGGUUCGGACAGAAGUCAGAGUAGAAGAGCAUGUGAUUGUUCCGGACAUAAAUCCCGAGAUAAAAAACCCCGAUCAGUAUCUCGAGGACUAUAUCUCAAAGUUAACGACCGUUCCUCUGGAUUUGUCUAAACCAUUAUGGGAACUUCACGUAGUAUGCCUCAAAACAUCAAACGCUGAAUCCACUGCAAUUAUCAAGAUCCAUCAUUCUUUGGGUGAUGGAAUGUCUCUCAUGUCUCUUCUCCUCGCUUGCACUCGCAAAACAUCGGACCCUGAGGCUUUGCCUACUGUUUCCGUUCAGAAAAAACGAUUCGGACCGAGAUGCUACAGCGGGGUUUUCAACAAGUUCUUGUGGUUGUUUGUAGGGCUCUGGUUCAUCCUAAGAUUGGUCUUCAACACUUUUGUCGAUAUCUUGAUGUUUGCUCUGACAAUAUGUUUCGUGAGGGAUACGGAGACUCCUCUUUUGGCCAAACCUGGUAGUGAACUUAACCCUAAGAGGUUC
Microthlaspi erraticum is the source of this 732-nucleotide messenger RNA. The record is from the annotation of a GenBank genome assembly. NCBI's taxonomy places the organism in Eukaryota, Viridiplantae, Streptophyta, Magnoliopsida, Brassicales, Brassicaceae.